Drosophila grimshawi is the source of this 1512-nucleotide messenger RNA. RefSeq names its product 20-hydroxyecdysone protein (gene ImpE2). The record is from RefSeq and is a predicted model, not a curated record. Bases 1 to 1512 code for a protein of 503 amino acids. The transcript has a single exon. NCBI's taxonomy places the organism in Eukaryota, Metazoa, Arthropoda, Insecta, Diptera, Drosophilidae.
AUGAAGUUGGUUAUUUUACUGCUGAUCUGCCUGGCACUGGGCUGUCAGGGAAAUGUGCUGCGGACGCCCAAGGAUGCAAUCGAUGUGCCCGUUGAGAUUCAAUUUGGUCCCGAAUAUCUGGCAGACAUAGAGAAGCAGGCGCAGAAGCAGGCGGAGGCGCAGACGGAGCAGAAGCCAGCGAAGGUGACGGAGCAGAAGCCAGCGGAGGAGACGGAGCAGAAGGCGGAGAAGAAGACGGGGAAGGAAGCGAGCGAGGAGGCACUCAUUGAUCUCGAAUAUCUGGCAAAGGAGGAGGCGAAACAGAAGCUGAAGAAGGAGAAGGAGACCGAGCGGGAGCCGGCGAAGCAGAAGGAGGCAGAGAAGGUUGCUAAGGAGUUGACGAGAACCGGAGAGCAGGAGGAGACUGAGGUGACGACAGAGUCCAAGGCACAACAACUUAUGGAGGAUAUCCGUAUCUACGAUGAUAAGCCUGCAAUCAAACCAGAAGAUCUGAAACCAGAUGCAACCGCAACCGAACCCAAAACAGAGCUGCCCAAAAUCGCCGAGGAGCAACCAACUGAAGCACAAGCCGAGCCCCAAUCGGAGCCACAGACACUUUUAAAAUCGCUGGCCGAUGAGCAGACUUCCGCCGAAGUAGCAGCUGCGCCGGCUGUUCCAGCUGAACCCGUUGCAGAGGAACAGGACGCGGUGCAGCCGAACUUGCGUCAGGCGACACAAGCAACACCCACCCAGCAAUCAUCGACGCAGCAGAACUUUGUGCAGCAACUGAUCCAAAACUCGCCCAUUGGUCAAUUCCUCAAUCAGUUCAAUGGCAACCAACAGCAACAGGCACAGCCCACUGCUGAUCAGGCUGCGACACCGGUGCCGACAGUGCCUGGUUUCCUCAAUCCGAGCAAUGCGAUUACCUCCGUUCAGAAUGCCGCACAAUCUGUGGUGAAUACCACAACUCAGGCCUUCCAGGGUAUUCAGCAGUUCGCCAGCAACCUGGGCACUCAAUUCCAGAACACCCUGUCCGGCCUGACGGGCCAGCAGCAACAGGCGACAACACCACGUCCACCGGGUCCCAUACAAUCCUUUGUGAACAAUGUGUUCGGUGGUGGUAACAAUAAUGCCACAGCAGCUGCACAGCCACAGCAACAGGGACCGCUGCAGGGCAUCAUUAAUUUCCUGGGCGGCGGCAAUCGGCCACAGAAUCCAGCUCCAGCUGCCGCUGAAGCAGCAGCACCAGCUCCAGUUGUUACCGACGCGCCUGCCAGGCAGCCAGGUGUGAAUGAUAAGAUUGAGCAGGCCGAGGACUCCGUCGAGCAGGCGGCGGACACGGAGAACGAGGUGCGCAACAGCGGCGAGGCCGUCGAUGAUUCCUUUGAGGAGGCGGUGCCCGUCAACGAGAUCAUUGUGGUCAACGAUGAUGCUUCUGCCUCCGAUGUGACUGCCGCCGAGCCUGGCCAGGCUGUGGUCAACAAUUCAGUGGAGCAAGAGUCGCAGCCAGCGGCUGAUCCAGCUGCUCUCUAA